AUGCAGCUCAUCGCCGACGCCGACGCCGGGCGGCGGUUCCGAUUCUUCGACGACGGCGAGCUGACGUAUGUCGACGACGAACACAACCUCGCCGAGCGGCACUCGGUCCUUCAUCGCUGCACCAAGAAUGUAGACUGGAAUUCGAACACUGUCGACGGCGAGGUCGUGGUGGAAUUCCAGGCGGCCAUCGGCGACGUCGAGCCGUGGACCGCCGAGACUCCCCGCCUCUACACUGCGCUCUUCGUGCUGAGCAGCCAUGGCCUCGACGGUGGCGGCGGUGGUGAGGAAUUCCAGCGAUGCAGCUACCAUGCGGUCAAGGUCGGCUUCCGGCGCGUCUCGGUGUCGCCCCGCGACGGCGCGCUCCUGCUCAACGGCCGCCCGCUCAAGUUGCGCGGCGUCAACCGACACGAGUUCAACGCCUGGAAGGGCAUCGGCGCAUUCUCCUCAUUCCCGACUUCGGCCACGUCAGCAUCGUCGUUGUCGUCGACAACAGCCGCCGAUGUCGACGACAACAGCAAGCGGGAGGCCAUCAGGGAUGUGCAGAUGAUGAAGCGGGCCAACUUCAACGCCAUCCGCACGUCGCACUACCCCAACGACGCCUUCUUCUACCUCCUGUGCGACCACCUGGGCGUCUACGUCGUCGACGAGGCCAACAUCGAGACCCACGGCCUGUGGGACCACUUCUCGGACGACCCCGCGUAG
Molecule: messenger RNA, 702 nt
Organism: Acanthamoeba castellanii str. Neff
Lineage: Eukaryota; Discosea; Longamoebia; Acanthamoebidae
Product: LacZ, putative
Exons: 1
Coding region: 1-702 (233 amino acids)
Biological process (GO): lactose catabolic process
Cellular component (GO): beta-galactosidase complex
Molecular function (GO): beta-galactosidase activity
Source: RefSeq, a predicted model, not a curated record